Molecule: messenger RNA, 2277 nt
Organism: Chara braunii
Lineage: Eukaryota; Viridiplantae; Streptophyta; Charophyceae; Charales; Characeae
Source: the annotation of a GenBank genome assembly
GGGGAGCCGGGGAAAGGGAACUACAUAUGGAAAUGCCUGUAUUGCGAACUGUUGUUCCCUAGGAGCGCAAAGCACUUCAUGUCCACGACAAAAGGACCCAGGUGCAACAUCAACAGGCUAGGCAGCAGGCUAUCGGCAGAGGAAAAGGAGAGGAGGGAGUUGGGCCAGCUGGAGGCAAUUGCGCUGGUGUUGGGAAAGGCUGUGCCUCGCGCACCGUCAUAUGAUUGCCUUUCAGACGUCGAAGGCAUGGAAGACGUGGACGCCAAGGACGAGUGCAGCAGCCCCCAACCAGCGGAAAACAGAGUCAAGACUGGCCUUUCGACGACAACCAAUGUGCGGCAGAGCACGUUGGAAGAGAGCGGGGCAAUCAUCUCGAAGAAUGAAGAAGCACAACGCUCCAUAGAUGAUUGGUUGAUUAAUGAAGGAGUCCCGUUCAACAUGGUGCGCAGUAAGUAUUUCUUGCGCAUGCUGAAUAAGGUUCGUGAUGCAGAGCGGUCCUUCAUCCCUGCAAAGUACGACGCGCAGCGGACGAAAAGGUUGGACAUGUCRYGGGGUCGCSUCGRGGAGGGGGKKUUGCGGCAKCAAAGGAGCUGGCCUCGAUCWGGAUGCAUGCUCCAGCUUGAUGGCUGGACUGAUCGGAGAGGCAGACCACACUUGAAUGUAAUGGUCUCCUUUCCGACCGGUGUGCUUUUUUGGAAGUCGCACUGCAUGUMAGGCAAGGACAARGGCGCARCAGCGUACUUUGAUAUCUUGUCCGAGUCCAUUCGCGAAGUUGGUGAGAAAAGUGUUGUUGGAGUGAUCAUGGACAACGCUGCAGUGUGUGUGAGAGMUGGCAGAUUGGUGGAGGAUACAUUCCCUACGAUCUUCCWUGUGCCAUGYGCUGCRCACUGCCUUGACUUAGUGUUGYAYGMURUUGGGAAGAUGGAGUGGGUGGCUCGAACGGUGGGGAAGGCGAAUGACUUGGUGAAGUUCAUCAAUAACCACCAGCGAGUCAGGGAUGUUUACUACAUCCACUCGGGUGGGAGACAGCUAUUGCGACCUGCAGCAACGCGUUUCGCCACUAACUUCCACAUGUUGGACCGCUUGAAGAAGCAACGAAAAACGUUGGUGGCUAUGGUCACAACAGACGAGAGGUGGACAACGACGCUGGUUCCCCAUGCACAACGAUCGACCUUCCACGAGAUAAAAGAUGUCUUGCUUGAUGCAGCAGGGUUUUGGGAAAAUGUCAACAAGGCAAUCAAUGCCGUAUACGACAUUGUUUUGCUAUUGAAGGUGGUGGAUGGCAACGGCCCAACCAUCAGCAAGGUUUAUUCGAAGAUGGACAGGAUAGUGGAACGCCUGCGAGUCAACAAGGACCUGACGGCAGAGGACCGGGAGGAGAUCAAGGUGAUGGUCAUGCGCAGAUGGAAUGCUAUGACCACCCCACUCCACUGUGCAACCCUGUUCUUGUAUCCGGAGUACUGGACGUCUGAGUCAUACAACGAUCCAAAGAUCCAAGAUGGAUUCUACACUUGGGUGUACACAUGGCUGAAAGGGUCGCCGCACGAGGUGUGCGACCAAGUGGAGUACGAAGUGGAUUGUUGGGUUCAGAACAUUGGGAAGUUCAACUCGCAAGCGGCCAUGGAUGCAGCCCCAAUUCACUCCAAAGAGCGGAAUGCCUUGGCCCCGGAGACAAUGCACAAAUUGGUGUACACCAAAUGGAAUAUGCGCCUGCUUGACUCGCUGCAGCAGAUGCUGGAGAGGGCAAAAGACCUUGUUGAAUGGGAUGACCCACCGACGGAGGAGGAGCAAAAGGAGGCUAAAGAAAGAGUGAAGUUGGCUGAGCGCAGAUUGAAGAGCCUUACCUCGGCUGGUGACGAUGUUGUUCCACCUGUUGAUGGCGGGGGUGACGAAGAUGGGGAUGAAGCUGCUAUUUCGUGCCAUGAAGAAUGCAACCUCGAGGAGAUUGAGGAGGGUCAUUGCGGGGACAGGCGUGGAUUGACAAAGGCAGGCAACUUCCUCGUCAAGCGUUCUCAAACUGAAGUGCGAAGGAGGGCACGCACCUUGGGAACAGAGGAGCACAUGCGUGCUCACAGAAAGGGGGUGCUGCGACGACAGCACCACAGAAGGAGACAGGGACAUCGUCGGCGCAGCCUGAUCCUCCAAGCCAAAAAAAAGGUAGAGACAGACCAAGAAAAACGCCAGCGACGGAUGUGGAGGGUUCAGAUGUCGUGACCGCGGAAGGAGAGAACAACCCUGCGCAGACACUCGAGGAAAACCUUGCGCAAACACUUGAAA